Messenger RNA from Phytophthora nicotianae INRA-310, 312 nucleotides. RefSeq lists its product as hypothetical. Lineage: Eukaryota; Oomycota; Peronosporomycetes; Peronosporales; Peronosporaceae. The record is from RefSeq and is a predicted model, not a curated record. The annotation marks the transcript as partial. The transcript has a single exon.
ACAGUACAACGCGCCAAGGACACCUUUACAUGCACCACAGAAUACAUUCCAUUCGCAGUUUCGGCUGCAGGGUUCUGCCGCGAGGCGUUGGCUGAGCUCGAGGCCAGCAAGACCGUGGAUUCCGACGAGUUCGAAAGAUUCCGGCAGAAAUGUGAGGCCAUCCCGUCUCUAGACGUAAAGCGUGCGGCCUUCGCCAAGGAGCGACGUGUUCGCCAAUUAGCUUUCUACAGUGCGUCCAACCUGCUCGCCUUUGCGCACAAGAAGCAGGGCAAGCGCGACGACAUCUCCGUGUGCGCUGCAGUUCUCGCGUGA